This is a messenger RNA of Fusarium venenatum, 1566 nucleotides long. RefSeq names its product major facilitator superfamily domain-containing protein. Gene Ontology annotation, molecular function: transmembrane transporter activity. The record is from RefSeq and is a predicted model, not a curated record. Gene Ontology annotation, biological process: transmembrane transport. Lineage: Eukaryota; Fungi; Ascomycota; Sordariomycetes; Hypocreales; Nectriaceae. Gene Ontology annotation, cellular component: membrane.
AUGGCCACGCAAACAGAAAUGAUCCUUGCCGAGAGCAUACCGGCAACGCCACUGGCAGUGACUGCCGAAGCCACCACUCAUGCACCUGGUUCGUCAGCGAGCGACAGGGUUUCUACGGCCUCGCGUCUACAGAAGAUAGCAGUAACGUUCCAGCUCUCGGGUGUCAACUUUGCCUGUAGCGCUACCAAUGGUUUGAUCGUCGUUGGCCUCCCGCAGAUGACAGCUGAUCUCCACCUCCCCGCCUCCCUCGCGUUCUGGCCCUCUUCAGUACAGGGUCUAGCUACAGCCUCAGCACUGCUCCUCGCAGGCGCUUUGGCGGAUGUGCUAGGUGCCAGGUCGGUAGAGCUAGUGGGGUGCAUUCUUAGUGGUGUCUUCAUGCUUGCAUGUGGCUUCAUACAGCGUGGUGAAGAACUUGUUGCGCUACGAGCCCUGCAGGGCGUUGCCUUGGCGCUGCACUUGUCAAGCUCGGUUGCGUUGGUGACUAAAACCCUUGCUCGUGGAAGAGGACGCAAUUUCGCUUUUGCAUGCCUUGGCUUGAGUCAACCUCUUGGAUUCUCCUUCGGUCUUGUGCUUGGCGGCGUGCUUGUUGAGACGAUUGGUUGGCGAUCAGGAUGGUAUCUCUACGGGGGUAUUGUUCUGUUCUUGUCCGCUGUUGGGUUCUGGUCUCUGCCAAAAGCUGAACCUCUUGGGACACUGUCAGAUGUCAUGGCUAGCGUAGCCAUCAAGGUUGACUGGCUGGGAACUCUGCUUGCUUCAGCUUUCAUGGCUCUCUUGUGCUAUUUCCUGGCUGUUAUUAGUACAGACGUCUAUCGUAUUAGAGAGGCUGGCAGUAUUAUCAUGUUGUGCAUCAGCUUAGUGACCUUGCCUCUGUUUGCAGUGUGGAUGCAUUUCCAGGUUCAAAAGGGGAAGCCGGCCUUGAUACCCAAUUCGUUCUGGCGCAACCACGCUUUUACUAGCAUCUGUGUCACCAUUGCCUUGUCAAACGCCGUCAUCAACUCGCUAGAACUGUUCUCCAGUCUAUUCUUCCAAGAAAUUCAGCACUUGUCUGCCCUUAAUGCGGCAAUCAGGAUCCUACCGAGCGUUAUAGUCGGCGUGGCGCUAAACUUCACUACUGGUCUUGUCGUUCACAAGAUCCCGGCCAUCUGGCUCAUAGUCAUCACCUCUGUUUUGACUGCUGUCUCACCUCUCCUCAUGGCCCUUACCGACCCGACAUGGACAUACUGGACAACUGCUUUCCUUGCCCAAGUGCUCAUGCCAGUAUCGAUCGAUGUUCUAUUCACGGUUGGUUUGAUCAUUGUCACCGAGACAUUCCCUGAGGAUAAACAAGCCAUAGCAGGCUCUGUCUUCAACGCUGCAUCACAGUUUGGGAAUGCUAUGGGCCUAGCGAUUAUGCAAGUUGUGUCUACCCUGGUAACGAAGCAGAACUCAGGAAUGAAGGACACUGAAGCAUUACUAGAAGGAUACAAAGCGAGCUUUUGGACCAUGUUUGCAUUCAUGAUUCUGUGUGCUUCGAUUGGGGGCGUGGGUCUUCGCAGGGCAGGCAGAGUUGGGCUAAAGCAAGAGUAA